AUGACUUGGCAAGCAUAUAUUGAUACUAAUCUUAUUGGUUCAGGAUUUAUUUCAGCACAAAUUCUUAGUUCAGCAGAUGGAUCCUCAUGGGCAAAUUCAAAUGGAUUUUCAGUUAGCGCCACUGAAGCCCAACAUAUCCUUUCUUGUUUUAAAGAUUCAAAUAAAGCUUCAGCAAUGGGUAUCACUAUCAAUAAUGUUAAAAACUUUGUAUUAAAAGCUGACGAUAAAUCCAUAUACGCAAAGAAAGAUGCUGGUGGUGUAGUUUUAGUAAAAACAAAUCAAACCAUUUUAGUUGCAGUUUAUAAUAGUAAUCUUCAACCAGGUGCUGCUGCUAAUGCUUGUGAAGCCCUUGGUGAUUAUUUAAGAGAACAAGGUUUCUAA
Molecule: messenger RNA, 381 nt
Organism: Dictyostelium discoideum AX4
Lineage: Eukaryota; Evosea; Eumycetozoa; Dictyosteliales; Dictyosteliaceae
Gene: proC
Product: profilin III
Exons: 1
Coding region: 1-381 (126 amino acids)
Biological process (GO): actin nucleation; positive regulation of actin filament polymerization; negative regulation of actin filament polymerization
Cellular component (GO): cytoskeleton
Molecular function (GO): actin binding
Source: RefSeq, a predicted model, not a curated record